Molecule: messenger RNA, 3252 nt
Organism: Thermothielavioides terrestris NRRL 8126
Lineage: Eukaryota; Fungi; Ascomycota; Sordariomycetes; Sordariales; Chaetomiaceae
Product: glycosyltransferase family 39 protein
Exons: 6
Coding region: 139-3027 (962 amino acids)
Biological process (GO): protein O-linked glycosylation via mannose
Cellular component (GO): endoplasmic reticulum; membrane
Molecular function (GO): dolichyl-phosphate-mannose-protein mannosyltransferase activity
Source: RefSeq, a predicted model, not a curated record
CGACCCGUUUGUGGCUACCACUGCCGCGCCGUUUCGAAGCUCGGUUUGGACCCAGCCAGAAACGCCUCGAGCCUGAAGAGCCCUGCCUGAAUCGCCGCCCCUUGAUUGUUUCGAGCUUCCCCCGCAGAACUGCCCACCAUGGCUCGAUCCGCGGGCUCUAAGCCGGCGGUAGCGCGGGCCUCUCCCCCGCCGCCGCGUUCCCAUCCGGGCCAUAGACCGGAGUCGAGAGCGGCGAAGCACAAGGAUGACUACUCGUCCGAGGGCGUCGAGGACAAUGAUGUCUUUCUGCUGCCGGGCUCGGAUUUCCAGCUCAUGCUCGGGAUAACCGUGCUGGCUGCCGCGGUGCGCCUGUUCCGCAUCUACCAGCCCACCAGCGUUGUCUUCGACGAGGUCCACUUUGGCGGCUUCGCUUCCAAGUAUAUCAAGGGCCGCUUCUUCAUGGAUGUGCACCCUCCGCUCGCGAAGCUGAUGAUCACCCUCUUCGGCUGGCUCGCAGGCUUUGACGGCAACUUCGACUUCAAGGAGAUCGGCAAGGACUACCUCGAGCCCGGCGUGCCCUAUGUGGCCAUGCGCAUGUUCCCAGCCAUCUGCGGCAUCCUCCUCGCCCCGACCAUGUUUCUGACCCUCAAGGCUGCCGGUUGCCGUACAUUCACCGCCGCUAUGGGUGCUGGCCUCAUCAUCUUUGAGAACGGACUGCUCACUCAGGCACGCCUGAUCCUGCUCGACUCUCCCCUGAUGAUCGCGACCGCUUUCACCGCUCUCUCCUUCAUUUCGUUCAGCAACCAGCAGGAGCUCGGCCCCUCUCGCGCCUUCGGGCUUAGCUGGUGGUUCUGGCUCGUCAUGACGGGCCUUGGUCUGGGCGUAACCCUCAGCAUCAAGUGGGUUGGCCUCUUCACCAUCGCCUGGGUUGGCGCCAUUACUCUGGUCCACCUGUGGGUUCUGCUCGGGGACUACAAGCAUGUUACAAUCCGCAUUUUCGCGAAGCACUUCAUGGCUCGGGUCUUCUGCCUGAUCUUCAUUCCCCUAACCUUCUACAUGGCCAUGUUCGGAAUCCACUUUCUCUGCCUCGUCAACCCUGGCGACGGCGACGGCUUCAUGAGUUCCGAGUUCCAGUCGACUCUCAACUCGAAGGGCAUGCAGGACGUCCCCGCCGACGUCCUGUUGGGCAGCCGAGUCACCAUCAGACACGUGAACACCCAGGGCGGCUAUCUGCACUCGCACCCCCUGAUGUAUCCGACGGGCUCCAAGCAGCAGCAGGUUACUCUCUACCCCCACAAGGACGACAACAACCUGUGGCUCUUCGAGAACCAGACCCAGCCUCUUGACAGCAAUGGCCAGCCGAUCAACGGCACCAACGCGUGGUACAACAUUCCCGAGACUCCGUACAUCCAGAACGGUGCCAUCAUCCGCCUCUACCACCUUACCACCCACCGCCGUCUCCACUCGCAUGAUGUGCGUCCGCCCAUCACGGAAGCCGACUGGCAGAACGAAGUCUCGGCCUACGGCUACGAGGGCUUUGACGGAGAUGCCAACGACUUCUUCCGCGUCGAGAUUGUCAAGAAGAAGUCCAAGUCGGGCGUAGCCCAGGAGCGUCUGCGGACCAUCGACACAAAGUUCCGUCUUAUCCACGUCAUGACGGGCUGCGUGCUGUUCUCCCACAAAGUCAGACUGCCGGACUGGGCUUCGGAGCAGCAGGAGGUGACGUGCGCACGCGGCGGCACUCUUCCCAACAGCCUGUGGUAUGUCGAGUACAACGACCACCCCAAGCUCGGUCCGGACUCGGAGAAGGUCAACUACGCCAACCCCGGCUUCUUCGGUAAGUUUUGGGAGCUCCAGAAGGUCAUGUGGAAGACAAAUGCUGGUCUCGUCGAGUCCCACGCUUGGGAUUCUCGCCCGCCUUCGUGGCCGAUCCUCCGCCGCGGCAUCAACUUCUGGGGCAAGGACCACCGCCAGAUCUACCUGAUUGGCAACCCGGUCGUCUGGUGGAGCGCCACCGCCGCAGUCGUCGUCUACGUCCUGUUCAAGGGUAUUGCCGUCCUCCGGUGGCAGCGCAGCUGCGACGACUACUCGAUCCCCGUCUUCAAGCGGUUCGACUACGAGAUCGGCACCUCCGUGCUCGGCUGGGCUCUCCACUACUUCCCCUUCUUCCUCAUGCAGCGCCAGCUAUUCCUCCACCACUACUUCCCGGCUCUUUACUUCGCCAUCAUCGCGUUCUGCCAGCUCUACGACUUUGUCUUCGCUCGCAUCCCCGGCGUCGGCUUGAGGGAGAAUCCCAUCAUCGGCAAGGCCUGCGCCGUUGGCUUCCUGGUCCUGUCGGUCGUUGUUUUCACUCUGCUGUCGCCUCUUGCGUAUGGGAAUCCCUGGACUAAGGCCGAGUGCAACCGCGUCAAGCUCUUUAGCUCCUGGGACUGGGAUUGCAAUACCUUCUUGGACAGCUACGAGGGAUACAAGACUCUGCCCUCAACUCCGGCCGCCGUGCAGACCCCUCAACAAUCCGUUCAAGCCCAACAGGCGCCGCCUCCCGUAGCGGGCGGACAGGCUGGCCAGAUUCCCAUCGCCGAUGCUCAGAAGGCGGCGCAGGCGCAAGAAGGGAAGCCGAAUGUCUCGGGUGCGCCGCUGCCGCCUAACCAGCGGCUCCUCCGCACCGAGCAGCAUGUCGAGUACCGCGAUCAGCACGGCAACCUCCUCAAUGAGGAGCAGGUCAAGGCUCUCGAGGGCAAGGUCGAGUUCAAAACGCGCUACGAGACGCGCACCCGCCUGAUUGAUGCCCAGGGCAACGAGAUCCUGUUGCCGCCUGGCGGCGGCCAGCCUCCGCAGGAGCAGCAGAACCAGGCUGCGGCGGCGGGCGUUGCACCGCCGCACCCGGACGUUGAGGGUGUCGAUCGGGAAACGCCCAAGCGGGUCGUGCCAGACGAGCAGAUCCCCGAGCCCAAGCAGAGUGUCGAGGGCGAGAAGGAGCGCGAGGAGAAGUCGGCGAAGCCGGCGAGCGAGAAGAACGAGGCUAGCGCCAAGGCGGAUGAGCUAUGAGGUGUUUCUCUGCAACUCGACACCUCAUGAGGUCAGGCGAGGCAGUUGAAGGAUCCCUGUCUUGGGGAUGAGGUUGUCGUCAUCGCCUUCCCUCUCUAUCUCCUACUGUCUCCUACUGUGUCAGUUCACCGAUCUCUUCCCUGCCUUGCCUGUGUAAUCUAAUGAAAUUGGAGGGGAGCAUGGGAGUGAGGGCUGAGGAAUUUGUGGGGUUCCAAAAGCAUUCAG